Molecule: messenger RNA, 489 nt
Organism: Kwoniella shivajii
Lineage: Eukaryota; Fungi; Basidiomycota; Tremellomycetes; Tremellales; Cryptococcaceae
Exons: 5
Coding region: 1-489 (162 amino acids)
Biological process (GO): DNA-templated transcription
Cellular component (GO): RNA polymerase III complex; RNA polymerase II, core complex; RNA polymerase I complex
Source: RefSeq, a predicted model, not a curated record
AUGGCGGACGGUACUAACAUAAUUUUCGAAGACAGGUUCACCGUAGAGACUGUAGAUAAAGAUGGGAAGAAAUUUGAUCGAGUGUCAAGGAUAACAGCCCCAUCACACAAUUUACAAAUGGCAUUGACAUUAGAUUUAGCGAAUGAGUUAUAUCCAUUACAAGUCGGAGAGGUGUUCACACUAGCAAUUGCGCGUUCACUUGUUCCUGAAGAAUUAGAAGUGAAUGUUGAUGGAGAAGGCUCAGAGAAUGGCGAAGGUACCAAAAAAAUAAAAAGGGAAUUAUGGAGAAGUGAAAAUAUGGGUUUAGGCGAAGAUUAUGAUUAUGUCAUGUACGGAAAAGUAUACAAAUUCGAUGAUUCCGCACAAGGGGACAACCAAACUACCGCAUAUUUCUCAUUUGGUGGAUUGCUCAUGGCUCUCAGAGGAUCAUAUAGGCAUCUCGCCAGUGUAGUAGUGGGAGAAAACGUUUAUCUACUCAUGAGGAAGUAG